AUGGGUGCACCGGAAAAGAGUGGCACAGCUACUGAAGGCGGCACUGGAUCAGCACACGGUCCUAACUGGGAAUACAACUGGGGUUGGGGUUCAAGCCCAAACAGCGGAUGGGGUUAUGGUUCUGGCUCUGGUAGGUCUCCCAAUGGUUUUGGCAAGGGUUCUGGCUAUGGUUCAGGCUCUGGCUCAGGAUCCGGCUCGGGCUCCGGUUAUGGAUCUGGUGGCGGUAGUUCUGGUCAGGGAUCUGGGACUGGAAGUGGCGGUGGUUCUUCUGGUCAUGGAUAUGGAUUUGGAAGUGGUUCCGGACAUUCUCCCCAUGGGUGA
Messenger RNA from Daucus carota subsp. sativus, 321 nucleotides. RefSeq names its product glycine-rich cell wall structural protein 2-like. The record is from RefSeq and is a predicted model, not a curated record. The transcript has a single exon. Lineage: Eukaryota; Viridiplantae; Streptophyta; Magnoliopsida; Apiales; Apiaceae. Bases 1 to 321 code for a protein of 106 amino acids.